AAGGAUCAGAGUGCUGGUCGGCUGCUUCCAGGAUGUUUUGAUUAGGCAUCGCGAGGGUGAAGGUGAAAGUGCGGCUUGGUUAGGUUCGCGGGAGGAAACAAAGUCGGAGAGCAUGACAAGUACGAGUGUUCCACGAGCGUCACCGGGUUCCAAGGGGGACGCACGUCUGUAAGGACGAAGCGAGGAGAUUACGGACGUUUCUGUCGGCAACACGCACGUGAUAGUCGCGCCGUGUAUCGCGCAACGGUUAUAACGAGUCACGGUACAUGCGGCGCGCGUAAGUGCGACGUUUCGCCCGACGUGCAAUGAUGUGAUGAUUCGCGGUUUCACGACAGAAACUCGAUAACGGGGUAGGGGGGAAAAAAUGAAUCGCCCUAAAUGGGACGUGCUGUGGUCCCCCUUUCAUUCCGACCGAUUUAUCACGUGGGACAGCGACACGGUGCUGAGUCUGUACGAGAUCGGAGCCUUGGAGGACGGCGCGCGAGACAGUGAUCAAAUUUAUUUGCAGAUUUCGGAGCACUCCAUUGCAGAGCUGAUCUCCUCCGUUACUAUCAACAGCUAUGCCAAGUGCGUUGAUAUAUACCCGCAACGAGAACCGGACAUCGUGGCGAGUGGUCACGCGAAUGGGAAGAUAGUUCUGAGUACUCUCAGUCCACCGGAAUUCGACUAUCAUGGCCUCGUUGGAAGAGAAUUUUUUCCAAAGUACAUGCGAUCAUGCAACGUCGUCGCCUGGAAUCCCGUGGACACUCAUCUGAUUAUAUCCGGGUUGGACAAGCACAGCAAGGAACAUUCUGUAUUGCUCUGGGACGUGCACCAUUACCCGAAGGGCUCCGAGAGGCCAAUAGCGGAAGCGGGCUUGUCCGAAACUAUACAUUCUGCUGCUUGGUUCAAACACGAUCCGCGGUGUCUCGCUUUUGGUGCUAAUAACAAGCACUUGAAAGUUGUCGACUUUAGAGAUUCUGCGAAGGUGGUGAACGUCACCGCCACAAAGGCAGUAUAUAACUUAUCGGUAAAUCCCCAUAACAAUUAUCAGCUUCUCUCGCACGUCGACAAUCUAAUCACGAUCUGGGACACGCGGUGCUUCGAGAAACCGGUUGUCACUAUAGUAGCACAGAGACAAGUUACAAAGGUACUGUGGUGUCCAACGAGGCGCAACCUUAUUGGCACGUUGCAUAAGGAUUCAGGGGGUUUGCAUCUGUUUGACAUUCAGUAUUGCGGAGGAGAGGAUACCGAGCCGGGUGUCCUUGAGAGAGUGGUUCUGCCACCAUCGCACAAUCCCGUGAGCUUCUCGUGGCAUCCGACCGACGAGAAUCGAUUGUUGACGAUAUCGUCGCAAGGAGUAACCGAUUACACUGUAUGCGAGAGAAUCACCCUCAAUUGGUCCGCUCGGUCGUGUCUGAUGUGGAAUUACGCUUUCAAGUCGUUCAAAUACGUGCACAACGAGGAUAACGUUUACAAGGCGCUGAAUGAUAUCUCGGUUUUGACCAAGAAACGCGCUAUGUUCGAGUACGGUUUGCUCGCGGACUUGGCGCAGAAUGGCGAUGUAGCUGAAGACGAGACGCUGAAGAAUUUGUGGCAAUGGUUGUACCUGAGCCGUUCCUUGGUGGAAGCCGGUACUAUACAGAGCCCGGACAACAAGCAUCCUGGUGUGAGAACAGUCCUGAAAUUGGAUGGUCAGCAGAAUACCGGUAACGGUUUUCUAAAGUCGGAAGUGAUCCAUCGUCCGUGGGCAGAUAUAGGUUCCAGCCACAUGACGAAGAUCUACAGAUCGCCGGAGAGAGAAAGGUGCCUUCUCCUAUGCGGUUUGCGUUUUGACAGAGAGACCAAUACAGCGUACGACAAUGCGUACGUCGAAAAGCUGGAGAAGGAAGGUGCGUACGCGAAAGCGGCGGCGUUCUCGGUGUUCAAUCUCUGCCUGCGGCAGGCCAUUGACAUACUGAAUCGAGGCGCUAGCAAGAAGCAGACGGCUACGCUGAACAUGGUGGCCAUGGCGCUGUCGGGCUUCUCCGAGGAGCGUUCCACGUUGUGGCGAGAAUCGUGUCAGAAAUCGAAGUCGCAAUUGUCGGAUCCUUAUCUGAGGGCGACGUUCGGUUUCCUCACCGCGGAUAACGACACCUACGACAGUGUACUUAACGAGAACGGUAUGGCUGUCGAAGACCGCGUGGCGUUUGCACUCAUGUAUCUAUCGGAUAGCAAGCUGUACGACUACCUGAAGAGGCUGACCCAGAAGCUAAUCGAGGAAGGAGAUUUGGCGGGCUUCUUGGUUACAGGUGCAAGCGUAGAAGGUAUACAAUUACUGAGCAAAUACUUGGAGAUCACCUCAGACGUUCAGAGCUGCACUCUCAUCGCUAUCAGGGCCUUCGCACCUCGAUUGAUACAAGACAAUCAAGUUCAAGUGUGGAUUACUAAUUACAGACACCUCUUGAACGCGUGGAAAUUAUGGAGCCAAAGAGCUAAAUUCGACAUCGCCAUGAGAGCUUCCACGCCGCAGGAGAGACCACCGCAGCAGAUAUAUGUUUCCUGCAACUUCUGUGGUAAAAGCAUAUCUGCUUUCAUGCAAGGUCUGAGCAGAGCGCGGGUUCCGUUUGGUAGAUUAGGCAGUACUCCCAAUAAAUUGAAGAUGACGGCUUGUCCAAAUUGCCGCAAGCCUUUGCCGCGCUGCGCGAUUUGUUUAAUGCACAUGGGCACCGUCAGCGGAUUGCAAACUGCUUCCAGUCCCGGCGGCAGCAGGAGCGAGGAAUGCGAGACGAAACUUACGGAAUUCAACAGCUGGUUCACGUGGUGCUUAACGUGCAAACACGGCGGGCACAGCGAGCAUAUAGCUCACUGGUUUCGACAACACACUGAGUGUCCGGUAACGUCUUGCAAUUGCCGUUGCUCGUCCUUGGACACAUCUGUGACGUAAGAGCAGGUAUAACAGACAGACAUCACAGAGCAGGUUUAAGUGUUCUUAUUCAUGUAAUAUUGACAAUCUUCGUUAUAGUUUUUAGGGUGCUUUGCAUGUUUUGUAUAUUCAUCGAAUCUAGUUUGACAUUUUAUGUACAGACGAAGAAAGUGUGUCUUUAUAAUAAUUCCCCCUAUACAUUACGGUAUUUUUUGUUACUUUUACGAAAUGGAUCGUACCAAAACGGUUAAUACGGUGUGAAAAAGAAUAUAAAGAAGAAAAGAAAUAAACACAGUAAGCAAUU
Ooceraea biroi (clonal raider ant) is the source of this 3188-nucleotide messenger RNA. It is a transcript of the gene mio, whose product is annotated as GATOR complex protein mio. Gene Ontology annotation, molecular function: protein binding. Gene Ontology annotation, biological process: cellular response to amino acid starvation; positive regulation of TORC1 signaling. The record is from RefSeq and is a predicted model, not a curated record. NCBI's taxonomy places the organism in Eukaryota, Metazoa, Arthropoda, Insecta, Hymenoptera, Formicidae. Gene Ontology annotation, cellular component: cytoplasm.